AUGCCCAAAGAAACCCACUCAGACUCAGACGAAUACAGCGGGGAAAACAGCUACAGCGAUGACGGGUCGUACAGCUCCAACUCCAAUGCCCUUUCAGACCUCUCCUCUAGCAGCACCAUGCCCGCUCUGUUCUCUGUGCAGACAGAUGCGUGCUCUGGAGACUAUGACAGAAUCGAGCUUCUUAUCAGACAGGCCAAAACACUGAACGUUCUGGACAUAACAGAGAACGACAAAAUGGCGCUCUUCAGCAAGAUAGUCGUGCGGUCCGAGGCAGAGAGCAUAGACGCAGAGCCUUGGAUCACUUCCUUCUUUUCUCUGAUGGAAUACGCCCAAGUGCGGCGCAUGCUGCACCCCAAGGUGUGCGGUGCCAUAGAAAAAGUAGCAGGGCAUAAGGAGAUGAAUCUUCUUAUCUCAGCCCGAUUUUCAAAUGUGCCUGAGGAGGUUGUGUUUGAGAUGUAUGAGGCUCUUCCUGAGAUCUCUGCAAAGGCAGGAGGGCGGCAGCUGAUGCUUCUUUCGCUGGAAAAGCCCGUUGGGAAGGAGGAGGAGAAGGAGAUACAUGCAGUCUUCCCCACCUUCAAGUUUGCAUCAAGCGCUAAGCUCUUUCCCGUGAACACUGAAGACAUCUUUCUCAUCCUGGGGAAAAAGAAGCCUGUGUUCGUGUGUCCAAUGUCGAACAACGCUGUGAUAAAAGGGUAUGUGCUUGAUAAGGCCGAUCUUAAUGAGUUCAUUGCAGCAAUGAGGGAGUAUUACGUAUAG
Nematocida minor is the source of this 756-nucleotide messenger RNA. RefSeq lists its product as uncharacterized. The coding region runs from base 1 to 756 and encodes 251 amino acids. Lineage: Eukaryota; Fungi; Microsporidia. The record is from RefSeq and is a predicted model, not a curated record. The transcript has a single exon.